UCGUGCUUGAUUGUCUACUUGAUGCAAGAUUAUAGAGAAGGUUGUUUCAAAAGUAUUUCAUCCGUUCGCUUGUUAAAAUUGUCUCAAAGGCUUUCUUAAUGAAUAGUUAAAGGUUUUGGUCGAGCUUUACUGUCAUGUGAGAUAAUUGUAUCUCUAAAAUGGCGGGGUUUUUGAACACAGCAGUUGCACAACCCAAGCAGGAUGAUAGUACAUCAAAGGUGUUWUUGAUGCAGAGUGAUGAGGGGAUAAAAGAACUGGAAAACUUAAACCAGAUUGAUGUGCAUCUUAUUGGAGGAAUAGAUGUUGAUGUGUCAAAGCAUUAUAUUAAAGGUCUUGUAUUGACAGCAUAUCCAUCUUAUGCAACAAAGAUACGUAAAACAAAGAAAUUGGUUUUGAGCUGCAAUUCACAACAUUCUUCAUCCCCAGAAAGUGCACAUUCUGUCUCAGUCUUUUUAAUUGGUGACRAUGUCAAUAACUAUGAUGUUUUAAAGCCCAAUGACGUAAUAAUAAUCAAAGGGUUUUCAUUUGAGAAGCCAAUUUCUGAUGGUCAAAAUGUUCAAAUUCUUGUCAAUCUACGAGAUCCUGAGGCAAAAAUAUGGAUUGUAAGAAGUAAUGAUACAUCAUCAUCAAAACCUAAGCAAGCUCAGGGAACAGAGGUUUCAGUGUCUGAAAUAAAAAGAAGGACAAAAAGUGACAGAAAUGUUGAGUCAGAUGCCAAUAAAAAGCUUCAGAGAACUGAAUCAGAAGAUGCCACAAGCAAAGAAAAAAACUCAAAUGCACCAAAUGAGCUGCAAAAAGUCCUUGUUGCUGGGGGCAAGAAGUUGCGAAUUAUCCAAAUGCCCCCAAAAAUGCAUUACACAAAGUUAGCAGACUUACAAGAAAACACAAAUGAACACAAGAUUGUGAAUGUUUUUGGGAUCGUUAAGUAUUUCAAGAGUCCCAAAAAGUCAAAGGGAAAAGACUAUUGCAUGGUUAUUAGCCUCGUGGACGAUUCUUUUGCCUCAGCAGAGGAGAGUUUUGUUUGCAUUGUCUUUGCUCCUUCAGCAGAACAGUUACCUGCUAUCAAGCAUGUUGGGGAUAUUGUUAGGUUUGAAGGGAUCAAUGUCUCUAAGUUUAAUGGGGCUGUCAAUGGAUCAGGAAAUUCCAGGCACUCAUUCAAAUGGCUGGUUUUCGACGGCUCUGUUGAAGCAUCAAUGAUACCAUCAUCAUCAUCAUCAUCAUCAUUGGCUUCUAACACCCAAAAGUUAUGUGAAGAAGAAAAGAAGACAAUACGAAAUCUAAAGACAUGGGCUUCUUUAAAUAUCAAAGUGCCUCCUAAAAAAAACUUAUCCCAAAUCAUUCAGGAAGAGUUAUACUUCGACAUAUCCUGCCAAAUAGUUUCAGUCUCUAAGGCCACAAAUGCCAGCUGCAUGGUUUUAAAAGUUUGGGAUGGAACUUUCCCACAAUGUCAGUCCAGUCCUGUUGCUGAAAUUAAGAAAGGAGAAUCCACUGUGAGUGGUGAUGAUGCUGUAAAGGAUGUUCCUGAGAGACUGACCAUUGAUAUUUAUCUCUAUGAUGAGCACUCUUAUUCAGCUGUGGCUCCUGGUGAUUUUGUUACUCUGGUUAAUGUUCAUUCAAUCCCCCCAAACCCCCAGGUUGGAGACACGCAUACGAUAGCAUUCAUCAUGCAUAAGGGUACCAUUAAUGGUAGAGGUGUGACAAAACUGUUAGGAGACAGUCGGGAAUUCAAAGAGCUUCAGGAACAAAUUGCAUCUUCUAUUAGCAGCAGAAACCAAGUGAAAGAACCUGCAGAACAGCAACAAACUGGCAGUAAAACAGAAAAUGCAGCAGCUAACCUCCCGAGAACACUACAAACUUCUUGUACCAUUACAGACUAUCCCUCUAUACCUUUCACUAGCGUAGAAGCAUUAAAACAAUGCUCCAAGGUUCCAAAUAAAUUUAGGUGCAGAGCCAAAGCAAUGGCAUUUCUUCCUCAUGAUGUCAAGGACUUUGUUCAGAGGUGCUGUAGCAGUUGCAAGACUCUUUCACAAGUAGAUCCUUUAUCUGGGAAACACUGUCAAGAAGCAACUACUGAAGUGCUCGAAAAGCGAGUUGGAGAUAAAACUAACAAAGAAAACCAGAAAACGACACAUGUUUUUGAUAAAAAUGAGGUUCCUAACAGUCAAGAAUAUUGUGUUGAGUGUUUUGGGGAAAAAAGUGAGUUACGAACAGUUGAGUGUUCAGUGUGCCACCAAGAAACCCAUUUAGUUUAUGUUUUUUCCUUACUCAUCGAAGACCCAACGGGGAUUCUUCAUGUCAUGUUAUUUGACAGCGAUGUCACAGAUUUUCUCUCUGAUCUCCCGACCCCUGAGGAAUUCCUAAGAAACCCCGAAGCUCAAAACAUGGUUCGUGACAGUUUGGUGUCCAUCACCGACAACCACACCAAUGAACUGACAGCAGAGAGCCAGCCUGAAGGAUGCAGGCCUUGGAUGGAAUGUUGCGUUAUGUCUUAUGUGAUUGAUCAAGUUGUGUUUUAUCGUAUGUUUGGAACAACGCUAAUAUGACUGAAAUUAAGCUUUCAAAAUGCAAGCUUAAGAGUACACAGCGGUGGUAAGGUGGUGGGGGAUCUCCGCACAGUUUACGACGAUUAAAAAAAAUUAGUAGAAUCACAGAUCAAAGAAACUAAAAAAUAUUUUUCCUGUAAUAAAUCCCGAAAAUUGAAAAAAUCGCAAUCACGAUUUAACGCGAAUAAUCCUUGCCUCCCCAGCAAUAGCAGUAAAUUGACAAUCACUCGUUCAGGCCCGUAGCUAGGAUUUUUGUUGGGGGGGUGCUAAUUUACAAAAAGUGGACCAACCAUAUACUUUAUUUUUUUAAAGUCCCAUAGGACGCAUAGGUAUAGAUAAAUUAUUAAAGUAAAAUUGAUUUUUUUUACUUAGUUUUACGUGAAAAUAUCAUACCAGCCAAAAUCUCACUUGCUUAAAAAGCGGACCUUUAGCUCGCGUGGUGGGGGG
This is a messenger RNA of Actinia tenebrosa (Australian red waratah sea anemone), 2990 nucleotides long. Its product is annotated as protection of telomeres protein 1. Gene Ontology annotation, molecular function: telomerase inhibitor activity; G-rich strand telomeric DNA binding. NCBI's taxonomy places the organism in Eukaryota, Metazoa, Cnidaria, Anthozoa, Actiniaria, Actiniidae. Gene Ontology annotation, cellular component: chromosome, telomeric region; nuclear telomere cap complex. Gene Ontology annotation, biological process: regulation of telomere maintenance via telomerase; telomere capping. The record is from RefSeq and is a predicted model, not a curated record.